CCGAGGCGUGGAGACAGAUUACUUCCUCAACUGUAUUCCGGAUUGAUUCUGCGUAUAAACAGGACCAAGUCUAAUUAUUGAAGUUCAACGCUAUUCCAAGUGGGAUCAUUGUGCUCACUGCAGGGAUUGAAACUCAUGCCUUCCGUGUGUUGCUUUGAAAUUGGUUAAGCCAAACGGACAUAUCUCAGUUACACGUGAGUACAGUUGAAGAGUCAGAUUUAGGCUCCCUCCAUGUGUAGAUGCAAAGCUGAAACUGGUCAUGAGAAAGGUUCAAAAGAACCGUGCUAAGCUGCAAAUCCUUGGAGACGAGAUGAACUAGUAGAAAAUAAUGUUAUCAUAUCAGAAGCUUGUCUCAUCCUCGGAGUUGCAUCGAAAAAUCUCCUUCCGCACAUUAAUUUAGCGAGAGAGGCAGUGACAUCUUCAAUCAUGAAAGGAAAGUAGACGGCGGAAAGGGUUGAUGAGGACGAGGCUUCACUCUCAUGAUUUCAAAACAGAGCCAUGAUGGUCUUACUCUCGAACGGUUUCUAGAGUUCAUGCUCACUCCCAUGGCUUGACAGAGCAGCACCUACACACACUCGAAUCGCCCCAACCUUUUGUUCUGAUGCGUCAACUAAGAUGCCAGUCAUUCAAGGAAGAGCCAGAGCGCAGGAUUUCCUCAGAUUGGGCCGCAGGAGAUGAAAGCUAACGAGGCGAGCUCCCGUCUCUCUCGAACUACGAAGUCCAAAUUUGUACGGAACUUACUCUUUGCGUUAGAACCAGCGCAGCACAAGCUUCCGACCGAGCCAAAAUGUUCACAGGCCUCUGCACUUUCAGUCUGGAGGUUCCUAUGGUAAGUAAUUACCGAAAGAUGAAGAGAGAACUGGGGGCUUGCUCUCGUGAGGCCGAAGAACGAGAGAAGAAGGUGAUCUUAUUUGGUAGAACUGGAGCUGACAAAACGAACGUAGCCAAUGCUCUCGUCACUGGAGGCCUGGGAACGGCGGUAUUCGAACUUGAGAAUCACGGGAAAUCGAUAGAAAUCAAAUUUAAGAGAGGAAGGGGCUGGUCUGUCACGGAUACGGUGGGAGGUCUCUCACUCGCAGAAGCUGAAAUGAAGUCUCGAUCUGCAGCAGUAGACACAGUCACCAACCUGCUCAAGCGCCUGAGAGGGGAAUACUCGCACAUAAUCUACUGCAAGUCCGCCAUGGAGGUUUCCAGUGCCGUAGAUCACCUCAUUUGGCUGGCAUAUGAGCAAAUCUUUGCAGGAGCUGAAGAGGCAUACGUUGUACUUUACACGGGAGGGGAUGAGGUUUGGCUAGACAUGCACUGGAACAUGCAGCCUGAAUAUUUGAAAGACCAUAAUGUAUUAGUGUCAGACAUAUGUCCGAUCAGUGUCCUACAGGUGAGGGAGAAGAGGCAGGCAGCUGUGAGAGAAAAGGAGGUCGAAAAGCUAGAGAAACGGUUGCAGGAGAUUUUUGAAAGUAAGGAUCAAGGCUAUUUCAGGCCAUCAAUUACCGACAUGGAUGAUGAGCAGUUGAGAGAGAAGUCUGAGGCUCUCCUAAUCUUUCUGGCUGAGAAGAUCCAAAGCAUGUUGCAUCCGAAUUUGUGGAUGAAAGUGGCUUCGAAAUUGUCAUCUUUCUUUCCCUUGGUGUGGUACUUCCGGGAGAUUGGUUCUACGAAAUCCGCUAUUCCUUUGCAAAGGUAACUCAGCAUAGUCACUAAUUCCCUUUCAUAACAUCCAUACUGCUCGAUUGGAAACUACAUAUUUGUCUAAGCCUUUGAAGCAUAUACACAUAGGGUAGACAGCCUGCUGUCUAACCUAUGUUUCAAGAUGAGUUCAUCCAAAUUUUUUCCAUGCUCAAAGUGCACAGGAUUCUUCUUGUGCAGUUUGAGCAGAUUUUGAGUGCAAGCCAAGAUUGGUAUUGCUGUGAAAUAUACAUUGUUUAUCCCCUACAUCAAGGGGAUUCAAUCAACAAAGUUUUGAGCUCAGUGUACAUAACGACGGGACGGUGAGAUUUGAAAAUCUAUGUAAGCUUGUCAUGUAAAAGUUUGAGGAUAGCCAACUGAAUUAGGUUUCUGGAAGCCAACGAUCAUGGCAGAAGGACAAUCUUGCGAAAAUCAGGAAUUCAACGAUCCGAACCUUUAGUUUUACAGUCUCUACAUGUCUCAUAUCUUUUAUAACGGAUCUGCAUUUGCUUAUCCAUGGAGGAAGACUAGUCGAAAAGAAACGUUAUUUUCAUUUGAUAAACACAACCGAAUACUCUGUACUGCUCCGAUUGCUGUCUCUUUCUUU
Marchantia polymorpha subsp. ruderalis is the source of this 2269-nucleotide messenger RNA. The record is from the annotation of a GenBank genome assembly. NCBI's taxonomy places the organism in Eukaryota, Viridiplantae, Streptophyta, Marchantiopsida, Marchantiales, Marchantiaceae.